UCGGCAACCCGCGGCCCGCGGGCCGCAUGCGGCCCGCGGCUCACUUCCUUGCGGCCCGCGACUGUUUUGUAAAAUAAACUAUAAUUUUCAAAUUUUACCUAAAUUGAUUGAAGCGUUUGAAUAUCGGGGAGCGCAAGCGUCUUUUUUUUGGGAGCUUGGCCACUUGAUCGUUCCGCGUUCGACCGUCGGGGCUCGGGGCGAAGAGAGUGCGGGUAGGGGAAUACGUCGUUGGUUUUCAAGCCGGGUGCGAAGUCAAUUGCCGCCCGCGCUCUGUCUGUACUGGUUGAUUGUGUGUUUUAAACCACGCGUCGUAUUUCGUCGUUCGUCAUCGUGUUUUAAAUCGUAAUAUACAAUUACUACUUUGCUGGAGUUUUGGUAAGUAUAAGAGGUUUUUUAUAUACUUGUAAUAACAGAGAUAACUAAAUUUUGACACGACACUAACAAAUUGUUAUUUGUUACAGAAAUUACUCUGCAUUGUAGGCUAUAAGUUUUAACAGAUGGCUUCAAAAAAAAGAAGAUUAUUUGAAGAAAAUAGAGUGUUUAACGAUGCAUGGACAGAUUUAUACUUUUUUAUAAAUUAUAAUGAAAAACCACUAUGUUUAAUAUGCCAAAAAACGCUUGCUGUUUCAAAAGAUUUUAACCUAAAACGUCAUUACGAUACUGAGCAUAAAGCUAAAUUUGCUUGCCUAGUGGGUGAUGUACGGAAACAAAAGAUUAACGCUCUCAAAUUAUCAGUAAAGAAUCAACAAAACGUUUUCAAAAUUCAAGUUCAAAGUAAUGAGUCGAAUAUACGUGCGAGUUUAAGGGUAGCGGAAAUACUUGCGAAGUCUGGGCGACCGUUUACCGAUAGUGAAUUAGUAAAAGAAUGUGCCAUAAUUAUGGCUGAGGAGGUGUGCCCAGAUCAAAAAAGAAUGUUUGAAAAUAUUAGUCUAUCUGCCAGAACAUGUACCCGGCGCACUGAAGAUUUGGGCGACAAUUUAUUCGAGCAACUCCGAGACAAGAUAAAACAAUUUGAAUGGUUUUCUUUAGCCACCGAUGAAAGUGAGGACGUUUCCGACACCGCCCAGCUUCUAAUAUUUGUUCGUGGUAUUGAUAAGGACUUCAAUGUCUGCGAGGAACUUUUACAGUUAUGUAGUUUGAAAGGUACGACUACAGGAGAAGAUUUAUUUCGUAGCUUUGAACAAGCUAUGGAAUCAUCGCAGUUACCAUGGCAAAAAUUGGUAAGUGUAACAACCGAUGGGGGCAGGAACAUGAGUGGAGCAAACAAGGGCCUGGUAGGUAGAAUUAAAACUAAACUAGGAGAGAUAGGAUGCCAAAUUCCAUUAUUCUUUCAUUGCAUCAUCCAUCAAGAAGCGUUAUGUUGCAAAGUUCUAGCAUGGAAAGAAGUAAUGGACAUCGUGGUAUCCACAGUAAACUACAUCAGGAAAAAUGGAUUGACACAUCGACAAUUUCAACAAUUUCUUUCAGAUAUUGAAUCACAUCAUCGAGAUGUGUUGUACUAUUCUGAAGUGAGAUGGUUAAGUAGAGGUGCAGUGCUGAAAAGGUUUUUUGAUCUCAUAAAUGAGAUUAACACAUUUAUGAACGAAAAAGGUAAACCUGUUCCAGAGCUUACAGACCCACAAUGGUUAAUAGACCUUGGAUUUUUGACAGAUUUGACUCAUGAGUUAAACACGCUGAAUGUAAGGUUACAAGGAAAAAACAAAUUAAUCUCUGAUAUGCACACAGACGUUAAGUCAUUCCAAACAAAAAAUAAGCUAUUUAUAAAACAUAUUGACGAAAAAAAAUUCGACCAUUUCCCAAACUGUAAAAAGGCUAUCGAGGAAGCUGGAAUAAAUUUUAAUUUUAAAAAUGAUAAAAUGAGAGAUAUUUUAAUACAACUGCAAAAUCAGUUCAGUGACAGAUUUAGCGACUUCGAAAAGGUUUCUAAUGAAAUGAAGAUUUUUGCAAAUCCUUUUUCGUGUGACAUUAACGAUGUACCGAGUCAUUUACAAAUGAACGUGAUUGAUCUUCAAUCUAAUAACAUGCUCAAAAACUCAUUUCAUGAGAUCAAUGAUCGUGUUAAGUUCUAUGGCAGCUUACCUAUUGAAUUCGACGAAUUGAAAAGGUUUGCUCAAAAGUUUAUUACAAUUUUUGGCAGUACUUAUUUAUGCGAGCAAACUUUUUCUAUCCUCAACCAUAGAAAAAAUAAACAUGCUUCCCGACUUACAGAUGAGCACUUGAAAGCUAUUCUUAGAAUUUCAACUACAAAUAUGAAAGCUGAUGUACAAAAAAUAGCCACUCAAAUACAGCCUCAGACAUCACACUGAAUGUAUAAGUACAAGUUCAUUUAUGUUUUUUUAUCUUUGUUCAUUUAUUGUUGUUUUGUCGUUGGCAUAGUGCUACACCCCUAUUAAUUAAUAAAAAAAUAAUUAAAAAGGUUGCAUUUUUAAUAUCACUUGUACAGUAGUGUUCAGUGUGGGAGUUAUUUUCACUUACUUUGGGUUUGAAAAGGAUGUAUGUCCGCACAGGAAACCCGCACCUUUACACUCAUAGUGAGUGAAAGUCAUAUCUGUCGGGCGCACCAUAAGAGUCUAAACGCGGCUUAAUACCUAUACAUGUAAAUAGACAGCCGCCUGUAGCAUUUGUUUAAUUACGUAUUAGUAUUAUUGUGGUGCAAUAAAGAAUAUUGAUUAAUAUACCUAUUAUCAAAACUAUGUAAAAGUGCGGCCCGCCUCUACCUAAUUUUGUCGCCAUGUGGCCCUUAACUGCCAAAAGGUUGCCGA
Messenger RNA from Papilio machaon (common yellow swallowtail), 2762 nucleotides. RefSeq names its product general transcription factor II-I repeat domain-containing protein 2A-like. The record is from RefSeq and is a predicted model, not a curated record. NCBI's taxonomy places the organism in Eukaryota, Metazoa, Arthropoda, Insecta, Lepidoptera, Papilionidae. The coding region runs from base 498 to 2306 and encodes 602 amino acids. The transcript has a single exon.